Patella vulgata (common limpet) is the source of this 561-nucleotide messenger RNA. Its product is annotated as retinol dehydrogenase 7-like. NCBI's taxonomy places the organism in Eukaryota, Metazoa, Mollusca, Gastropoda, Patellidae. Bases 1 to 561 code for a protein of 186 amino acids. The record is from RefSeq and is a predicted model, not a curated record. The transcript is spliced from 4 exons.
AUGACCAUAUUAAUUGGUUAUUGGGCCUUAAAAUGGUUCUUGGAGAGGUUAAAGGUCGAGCAUUAUGGUGGAAAGUACGUCUUAGUAACUGGAUGUGAUUCAGGAUUUGGACAUCUUUUAGCGAAAAGAUUAGAUGGUUUAGGUCUUCAUGUUAUUGCUGCCUGUCUGAAACAAGAUGCUGCAGCUGAAUUGAAGAAAUCAUCAGGAGAGGUAUACCACCAGGAUAUUAAAGUGAGCAUCUUGGAACCAGAAACUUUUAAAACAAAUAUAAUAAAUCCAACGAUGAUCAAUGACAUUUAUCAGAGAGCAUUCAAGCAUGGAGAUGUUGAUUGUCAACAGUUUUAUGGCGAGAAUUUUUUCAAAGAUUGCAUCAACGACCUGAUCAGAGAUUCCAGUGUUCACGGGAACAUCAAUAUGGUGAUAGAUGCCUACGAACAUGCCAUUACUGCCAGAUACCCCAAAUGCAGAUAUAUUUGUGGGAACAAAGAGAAAUACUUCUUAAGAUUUCUAUGGACUAUUCCAGAAUGGAUUUACAUAGAUAUAUCAGUAUCAAAUCAAUAG